UAUCUGAUUUCCAGCAAACCAUUUUUGCAGCGAUGUUUUCCAUCUCUAGGCAAAAAGGGUGAUGUCAUCACAGUGGGCGAUCAAGAAACAUUUAAUGAUGGAGACAAAAUGAGAGACGCUAAAGAUCUGGUGGCUGGAAUGAAGAAUGCAACAAUAGUCAUGGAGGGUCGUCAAGUUGCAAUGAAGAUAUUUGAGGAUUACACAAAGUCUUGGUACUGGAUACUAAUUUGUUUGUUGAUCGCUGUGGUGCUGAGUCUGAUCUUCAUCGUUCUUCUGCGUUAUCUGGCUGGAAUCAUGGUCUGGGUCAUGAUCUUCAUGGUCAUCGCUGUCGUUGCCUAUGGUAUUGCUCACUGCAGCAUAAAGUAUGUCAAUCUGAAGGACACGCCUGGUUCUAAUAUCACCCUACAGCAGCUGGGCUUCCAGCCCGAUUUCUCUGUGUACCUGCACAUCAGACAGUCCUGGCUGGCCUUCAUCAUCAUCUUGGCCAUUUUGGAGGUCAUCAUCAUCAUUCUCCUCAUCUUCCUCAGGAAACGAAUCCGGAUCGCUGUUGAGCUCAUGAAGGAGGCCAGCAGGGCUGUGGGUUAUGUGAUGUCUUCGCUGUUCUACCCUAUUUUUACCUUCUUCCUCCUGACCAUAGUCAUCGCGUACUGGGGCGUCACUGCAGUUUUCCUCUCUACAUCCAGUGAACCUGUUUAUAAGGUUUUCAACGAAACAGAUUGUCCACAUGCAAGGCAAACCUGUGACCCUGAGAACUUCACUCUUUCUACUAUGAAGAGAGACUGUCCGCGGUCUGAGUGCCUGUUUGCUUUCUAUGGUGGGGAAACGCCAUAUCACAAAUACCUGGUCGUCCUUCAGUUCUACAAUGUCUUCCUGUUCUUCUGGUGUGCAAACUUUGUCACUGCUCUGGGUCAGAUGACUCUGGCAGGGGCAUUUGCAUCCUACUACUGGGCUCCUAAAAAGCCCAAUGACAUGCCUGCAUACCCGCUGUGUGCCUCUCUGGGCAGAUCCCUCAGAUAUCACACAGGCUCUCUCGCAUUUGGUUCUCUCAUCCUCGCCAUCGUCCAGAUUAUCAGGGUUCUGCUGGAGUAUAUUGAUCACAAACUCAAGGGAGCAGAGAAUAAAUUUGCCAAGUUCUUGUUGUGCUGUUUGAAAUGCUGCUUCUGGUGCCUGGAGAAGUUCAUCAAGUUUAUGAACAGGAACGCCUACAUUAUGGUGGCCAUAUAUGGUAAAAACUUCUGCCGAUCAGCACGUGAUGCCUUCUUCCUCCUCAUGAGAAACGUAAUCAGGGUGGUAGUCCUGGAUAAGGUCACCGAUUUCAUCUUAUUCCUUGGAAAACUCCUUAUUGUGGGGCUUGUGGGGAUCUUCGCUUUCUUCUUCUUCUCAGGACAUACAGAUGCGUUUAAGGGUGCCGCACCCAGUCUCCAUUACUACUGGGUUCCUAUUUUGACUGUGUUGGUGGGCUCCUACCUCAUUGCACAUGGGUUUUUCAGCGUUUAUGCCAUGUGUGUGGACACACUCUUCCUCUGCUUCUGUGAAGACCUUGAGCGCAGUGACGGCUCUGCAGCGCGGCCGUAUCGCAUGACCACAGAGCUGCGCGACAUCCUGAUGAAGGACGCGGAUGCGGCUCGGACCCCUACUUCACGUGACGAGACGAUGCAGCUGACGGCUCCCGACAAAACAAUGGAAAACUGAUGCAAAUUUUGGAGGACCUGGAGAGGAACGACGGCAGCCCAGAACGACCCUAUCUGAUGUCUGACAAUCUUCU
Molecule: messenger RNA, 1765 nt
Organism: Sinocyclocheilus rhinocerous
Lineage: Eukaryota; Metazoa; Chordata; Actinopteri; Cypriniformes; Cyprinidae
Product: choline transporter-like protein 2
Exons: 17
Coding region: 109-1692 (527 amino acids)
Biological process (GO): transmembrane transport
Cellular component (GO): membrane
Molecular function (GO): transmembrane transporter activity
Source: RefSeq, a predicted model, not a curated record